AUGGAUGGGUGCGAUGCAUGGAAUGGAAUUACCUUUGUGGUAGAGAGAUCGCAAGAUAGACCGAUUCGCCGGGCGGGGAUUCCCUCUCCCAGGUACGACACGGUCGGACUGGCCGUCACCUGGUUCACGAGGAUCAAACGCGAGAACCCUAGUCUGUGCAGGGCGGCAAGGCCUCGGUUCAGCGGCUCUAUUCCAAGGCAGUUCGCCCAGCUGCGCAUAAUCCCGCGUCAAGACCUUGAAAGCCGAGCGGACGACUCGUGGUCGGUGAAAAGUAACCGCAAAUAUGCGGAAUCAACAAUCUCAAGAGAUGAGAGUUGA
Messenger RNA from Pyricularia grisea, 318 nucleotides. RefSeq lists its product as uncharacterized. The record is from RefSeq and is a predicted model, not a curated record. Bases 1 to 318 code for a protein of 105 amino acids. Lineage: Eukaryota; Fungi; Ascomycota; Sordariomycetes; Magnaporthales; Pyriculariaceae. The transcript is spliced from 3 exons.